AUGGCGGAACAGCAGGAUCUUGAAUCCGUGUCCACUUCCCUCGCCGACCCUGCCCUGCUCGAGAAGUUCGACAAGCUCUUCGCGUGCAAUGUCGGUGAAUAUGUGUCUCUACCACAGCUCAUCGCAGUGGGGGACCAGUCCAGCGGUAAAAGCUCUGUUCUAGAGGGCUUGACUGGUCUUCCCUUUCCUCGGGACAGCACGUUGUGUACACGCUUUGCCACCCAGAUUGUUUUUCGUCGAGCCGCUGGACAGAUUACCCGUCGCAUCAGGGCGUCAAUUAAGCCUGCUCCGAACUCGACCCCAGACUGUGUUUCCAGAUUGAAGGCAUGGUCGAAGCCAGAUAUGACCACCUUGGAGCGAAAGGCCUUUUCAAAUAUGAUACAUGAGGUGCACAGCGUUAUGGGGGUUCGAAGCCGCGAGGACCAGUCAAACCCGACAUUCUCGCGGCAUGUCUUUCGUAUCGAUAUCAGCGGUCCUGAUGAGGACCAUCUUGCGGUCAUCGACGUCCCUGGGAUAUUCAAAAGUGUGACUCCAGGUGUGACAACAAAGAACGACAUCGAGAUAGUGCGCACAAUGGUUCAAGAUUAUAUGAAAAACCCCCGUUCAAUAAUCCUUGCAGUUGUUCCCGCGAACGUUGACGCUGCCACUCAGGAAGUUAUCGAGCGGGCUCGUGAGGUCGAUCCUGAGGGUCAGCGAACUCUAGGCGUGCUUACGAAGCCUGAUCUGGUGGAUCGCGGAGCAGAACAGCAGGUCAUAGACCUGAUAUCCGGUAGGGCCAUGCCACUCAAGCACGGCUGGGUGCUUGUUCGCAAUCUCGGAAAGAGUGAACUCGCCAUCGGUGACAAAGCCCGCGAGGAGGUAGAGGAAGAGCUCAGGACGCGAGGUGGAUGGAGUUCCAUUCCUCGAGACCGAUAUGGCAUCCAGUCUCUCAGAGAGCGGCUGCAAGAGACAGUAACUGAGAAUGCUCGUCGAGAAUUUCCAAUGGUGCGCUUGGAUAUCAACAAGAAGCUGAGAGAGGCCAAGGCCGCAUUGCAUGCCCUUGGCCAUGAGAGGGCCCAUCGCAGUCAGCAAAUUGAUUUCUUGUUAGAUAUUGUCGCUAAGUUCCAGGAGAUCAUGGGCAAUGCACUGCGCGGUAACUACGGGGCAGACGGUAUCUUCGACAAACUCAAGCGCCUUCGACUUGCAACUAUAGUCGUGGACCGCAACGAACAGUUCAAGUCUGAUAUGGUGCAACUUGGACAUGUAUAUCGCUUUCACAACGAGGCCGAAACUAGCUUCCAGUCACCGUCCGCCAGUCCAAAGCACAGCAGUAGUGCCGAAAGCCAAGUCACCACGCGUAAAGUCGAAACUAGACUAGAUGUUAACGAUAACCUCAUGGAGCCUGAGCUAUUAAUUGCUCCCGUUGCGGACGAUAUUUACAAGUGGCUAGAAAGUGAAUAUCGGAGCUCACGGGGGUUCGAGGUUGGGACCUUCAACACCUCCCUCCUACCCACUGUCAUGAGAAGGCAGUCCAAGAAGUGGAAGAGUAUCUCACUGGGCUAUAUUAGCGACAUCGUUGCAGUUGUGAAUACGUUCAUUGUCAGCGUCCUUACCGAUCUAUGCGGUGACCCCCGUAUAUCUCGAGGCCUGUUGUCUAUAAUGACAGAUGGUCUCCAUAGGGCAUACUCCAAAGCAGUAAAGCAUACCAUUUUCUUGCUAGAGAAUGAGAGAAGUGAUAGUCUCAUGUCACUUCAUCAAUCAUUCACAGAUACCCUGCAGUCUCGGCCGGAAGCAAAAAUGCAAAAGCUCAUCACCGAGAAAACAUUUCACGCCGGAUCUAUGGGAAAGGUGGCUCGGGUCGAUGAUAUCAAAGCCGUAAUGCCAAUAUCGGACAGCCAGGAGUAUAUGGUACGACAAGUACAUGACAUAUUGCAGUCAUAUUACCAUAUCGCCCGGGCCCGACUCAUCGACAACGUUUGCAUACAAUCUACAAAUUACUAUCUGUUGAAUGGCCCAAACAGUCCCAUGAAGCUUCUGUCGCCGACGUUCGUGUACCGACUGUCCGAUCAGGAAUUGGAGGACAUUGCCGGCGAGGAUCCUGUCAUUCACAGACAGCGGUUACGACUGUGUAGAGAAAUCGAAGAUCUUGAAACGGCCAGAAGGAUUCUACUCUGA
This is a messenger RNA of Aspergillus versicolor CBS 583.65, 2154 nucleotides long. RefSeq names its product dynamin family protein. The transcript is spliced from 4 exons. Gene Ontology annotation, cellular component: cytoplasm; microtubule; membrane. The record is from RefSeq and is a predicted model, not a curated record. Gene Ontology annotation, molecular function: GTPase activity; GTP binding; microtubule binding. Bases 1 to 2154 code for a protein of 717 amino acids. Lineage: Eukaryota; Fungi; Ascomycota; Eurotiomycetes; Eurotiales; Aspergillaceae.